Macrosiphum euphorbiae (potato aphid) is the source of this 492-nucleotide messenger RNA. The record is from the annotation of a GenBank genome assembly. NCBI's taxonomy places the organism in Eukaryota, Metazoa, Arthropoda, Insecta, Hemiptera, Aphididae.
AUGUCUGAAUUAAAAAUGUCUGAUUCAGUAGACUUAAAAGUGCGAUUAAAUGAAUAUGGAUACAAGUAUAAAUUUAUUAAAUUAUCAGAGCUGGUAUCUGACAAAAGAUAUGAAGUUACUGCUUUUGAACUUGUUAUUAUUAAUGGGUGGGAUAAAGUAUCUGUUGUAUUGGAUAAUAAAUAUAAGCUCAUUUUACCAGAUAGAUUUUUUAAGACUAUUUCUGAAAAUAUAUAUGAAAUGAAUGAUAAAGAGUGGUCUAAACUUUACCUUUAUUACAGGUAUAAAAAAAUACUUGAUAAUGGAGAUUCAUACCAUCGUAUAGAGUUUGAAGGUAAUUCUUUUGACACUACUGUAAUAAAAGUAUUAAAGAAAUUAAAUGAAGAAUAUUACAAAUAUACAAAAUUAUCUGAUUUAAAUAUCAAUGAACUUUAUAAAAUAACAACAAUUAGAAAAGUAAAUACAAAAUAUGGUGAAAGAGUUUCUGUUGUUUAA